Messenger RNA from Sapajus apella (tufted capuchin), 2245 nucleotides. It is a transcript of the gene BATF2, whose product is annotated as basic leucine zipper ATF-like transcription factor 2. Gene Ontology annotation, molecular function: RNA polymerase II cis-regulatory region sequence-specific DNA binding; DNA-binding transcription factor activity, RNA polymerase II-specific. The transcript is spliced from 3 exons. The coding region runs from base 759 to 1586 and encodes 275 amino acids. The record is from RefSeq and is a predicted model, not a curated record. Gene Ontology annotation, cellular component: nucleus. Lineage: Eukaryota; Metazoa; Chordata; Mammalia; Primates; Cebidae. Gene Ontology annotation, biological process: regulation of transcription by RNA polymerase II.
GUUUGGAAACAGUAACACAGAUGAAAUUAUGAACCCAAGUCACGCAGCUUGGAAGCUGGGCUCCUAACCACUGGACAUCAAUCUUUCCACUGCCACUUGGUCUGUUGUAUGAAAACACUCAUGUAUCCAUCUGUUCUUCCUAACACAUUGCUUGUUUUUGCAGAUAUGCUUCAAUAGUGGUCUCAGAAGGUUUGGGGGUGGUUGCAUUAUCUGGCUUAGUUCCUGCCGUGAGCCUGGGAGUGUGUAGUUGUACCAUCCUCCAGCCCAGACCCUUACAGAUGAGAAAAUUAAGGCUCAGAGGAGAGUCACUUUCUGAAAGCUGGACAGCUCCAGUGUGGGCUGUGAUCUGGAGUUCCCCAAAUUCCAGAGCCCAGAGGCUCUCUCUUACCUCACAGGAGCCCUCAGUCCUCACUGGCUUCUCCUCUCAGCUCAGUCCCUGGCUGCCUGGCCUUUCUCCCCUGGAACACCCUCCCCACACCUGGCCUUUGGUUUUCCAUCCUCUCCACGCUCCACUGUUCUCUUUCCAGAGAAGGGGCCCAACCGGAAGGCCAGUUCAUAUUAGGAAAUUCUAGCCACGUGAGCAGCCCUAAGCCAGGGAUUCUGGGCAGCUGGUGGCUUUAGGAGAAACUGAAACUUGGUUCUCUGGGGGCGGGCGGAAUGGUGACUGGGGAUUAAAAGAGCUGUCGCUUCCUCAGGCCUCCAGAGGGCACUGGGAAGUCACAGCUGCUGAGGGACGCCUCUGCUCCCCCGCCUAAGCCAUGCACCUCUGCGGGGGCAACGAGCUGCUGACCGGGACAGACUUUGAGGAGCAUCAAAGGCAGCUGAAGAAGAAGCAGAAGAACCGGGCAGCGGCCCAGCGAAGCCGGCAGAAGCACACAGACAAGGCAGACGCCCUGCACCAGCAGCACGAGUUUCUGGAGAAAGACAACCUCACCCUGCGGAAGGAGAUCCAGGCCCUGCAGGCCGAGCUGGCAUGGUGGAGCCAGACCCUGCACGUGCAUGAGCGCCUGUGCCCCAUGGAUUGUUCCCCCUGCUCAGCUCCAGGGCUUCCGGGUUGCUGGGACCAGGCUGAGGGGCUCCUGGGCCCCAGGCCAGAGGGACAACAUGGCUGCCCGGAGCAGCUGGAGCUGUUCCAGAGCCCAGACUCCUGCUCCCCAGCUCAGCCGCUCUCUCCAGGUCCACAUUCUCAUGAUUCACCUGGCCUCCUCCAGUCCCCUCUGCACUCACUGGCCCUUAGCCCCACUGUGGUUCCCAGACCUCCCAUCCAGCUGUCCCCCAGCCCUCUUCUGUUUUCUUCACACACUGGCUUCAGCCUGCUGGGGACUUCCUCUAAGCUCAGUGCCCUCCAGCCCAGCCCCAUGGCCCAAACUGCCCCUCCACAGCCCCUCGACCUGGAGCACCCCGCCAAAGAGAAGCUGGGGUCCUCUCCCGACAACCCUUCCUCUGCCCUGGGGCUUGCAUGUUUGCAGAGCAGAGAACACAAGCCUGCUCUCUCGGUGGCCGCUUGGCAAGGGCUGGGUGUCGAUCCCAGCUCUCACCCUCUCCUGGCCUUUCCUCUGCUCUCCUCUGCUCAAGUCCACUUCUAACCUGGUCCUUGGAGCUGGGUUGGCCCCUUCUUUGGGCUCAGGAAGCAUCCUUAACACACAGGCAUCUCCUCCCUUGCUACUGAGGGCUGCCCUGCGUGACUGACCAGCUGGUCCAGGGUUUCACAGUGGAAAAGGAAGCCAUCACUGAUGCCUCCCACUGUGACAGGCCCUGUCACCAUCAAUAUCUUGUUUCAACCUUACAGUUGACCUGAAAAACUGCAAUUAUCACUCCACUUUUUCAGAUGAGGAAACACAGCCUCAGGGAAGCCAAAUGACAAAUCCAAGGUCACAAAAUCUUUCCUGGGGCCUGAAGCACCACCCUCUGCUCCUCCUCCUCCUAUCCUGGCCCAGGCAGACUAGCGGCUGAAAUCCUGGAAACUGAGGGCUGAUGUGAGAAGGUUUGUGUGCUGGGAGCAGGACAGGGCUCUCCCUGCUGCUUCGUAAUUCCAGGGCCAGAGCCCUGCAGGCCCAGCAACCCCGACCCAGCUGGGGCAGGUCCAGUGCGAGCAAGGGCCAAACAGAAGCUCUGAGGUGGACUCUUGCUUCCCCUUCCCCUAGAAGUGUUUUCAGUGCCAAGAAGCUGAACCUGGCCAGGGGCAGUGGCUCAUGCCUGUAACCCCAGCACUUUGGGAGGCUGAUGCCGGUGGAUCACCUGAGGU